Symbiodinium natans is the source of this 3924-nucleotide messenger RNA. The record is from the annotation of a GenBank genome assembly. Lineage: Eukaryota; Dinophyceae; Suessiales; Symbiodiniaceae.
AUGGAACUGCGGGAGGAGGAGGCGCAGAAGAAAGCGAAGUCCGUGCUUGGUGGCGUGAUACAGCGUGUCUCCCGCAUCCUGAACGAACGCCUGGGACGGGCAACAAAGGAAGAAGCGGCAGUGUCAGACCUCGAUGAGUUUGAUCCAGACGACCCUGACCUCCUUCUGCGACCCUCGGACAACAUACUGAGCCGACGAGACUCGAGGUGUAUCAUCAUGGAUGCUUUCGAGCUGGGGCGAGAAUUUCCAGAAGUCGAGAUUGACCCAAGGCUUGUUUUCGACAACCCAACUAUUGAGCAGCUCUCUCAAGCAAUUGUGGAUCUGCCAACGGCGCAGAGGACGAAGAGCCUUGCGAGUCAGAGCACUGCGCAUCCAAAUUCCAGCCAUGAGAUGGCUCCCUUCACUCAGUUGACCGCGGGUGGAGACAUGCCUGUGAUGUCUGCCCCUUAUAGGGUGACUGACACGGCUGGCAUGCGCUUCUCACGCAUGACCGAUGGCAUGGAGUGCAUUCGGAUUCCAGAGAAUACCGCCCGAAUUGGGGAUGACUCCAUGCAGAGUGGGAACGACAACGAGGGUCCGAGUCAUGAAGUGCGGCUGAGUGGCUUCUUGAUGGACAUUGAGCCAGUCAGCAUGGGUGCUUACGCACGCUUCCUCAACAUCGUGCAGCCGACGCAGGACGAGCUGUUUGACUGGUGCCUUUUACCCGCCGAAGAUGCAAGGUGCUGCCAUAUCCCUCUCACACUCGGUGAGACUGGCUGGCAGGUAAAGCCUGGAGUACCCCCAAACUGGCCAAUGAUCCUCGUGUCUUGGUACGGGGCCAAUGCUUACUCCCUCUGGGCACAUGGCCACGACUGGCGAAGCUACAGGGGUGCGCAGCAGAGCUUUUUGCCGACAGAAGCCCAGUGGGAGUAUGCCGCCCGUGGUGUUGAGUCGGUACAGUACCCGUGGGGCAACGACACAGCCACGGCUGAGUUAUUGAAUGUUUGCUGGGAUACGAGUACCUAUGACAGCAAAGGGAACGUCGCAGCCCAUGUGGCAACACCCCUUGAGGAGUUGCCCCUUGUCGGCGUGAAUGUGCAGUUGGGGGUGUCACCGUUUGGCCUUCGAGGUAUGGCAGGUAACGUGUGGCAGUGGUGCCGCGAUACCUACCACAGCAACUUCUAUCUUGCCACAGAUGCAACAUUGCCAGAUGCCUGGAAUUCCGAAGAGGGCGCUUUGAAGAGCGAGCGGGGAGGCUCGCCCGGAGCAGCUAUCGAAGGGGCAGACACCCAGAGGCCAAGGGCCGCUGCUUGGGCUUCCGCUGCACCGCGCCAACCUCCCUCCUCGGAGACUGAGGCUGAGGCUGUGCAGGUCUAUGGAAGCAAGGAGGCCUUUCAGCGAGAGCGCGUCAUCGGCCAGUUGGAGCUGGAUCGGAUACUGACACCUUCUAUUCGGGACGCUUACGAGACCUUGCCUUUGACAACGGAGCCACUGACUGACACAGAGCCUCCGCCACCUCCAGGCUGGGCAAGCACUCUCAAAUCUGUGCAGAGCUUGGCAGCUCAGGAGGAUGUGCAGUCCGUCCGGCGCGACCGAGACCAGAAGGAGCCGAAAGACUUCUUGCCUCCUGGUGCGGACUCCUCAAAACUGGACCUGCUGAAUUCAUUGGGUGGGCGCCACAUGGCGCCAAUGCCCGCUGGAUUCGACAUAAUCGAGGAUGGCUUCUAUGUCUCCGUCUUCCACGCGACUCCCCGGUGCUGCAGUGUGCCUCAGCUUGGCAAGAAAAGUUGCUUGGGCUUUCCAGUGACUUCCAGCAUCUGUGACCGCCUAGGUGCUGCGAAUGUCAUCGACGAGACGCUGCAGAUGGAGGGGGCAGAUAUGUGCAGAGACCGCUUGCUUGAGGAGGAGGGCAGCGAGCGCCUGAUGAAAGUCCUUGGUGCCUUCUGGCCAGGUGAGCCAUAUGCGUUGCAGCUGUCCAUUGGCACGUGCUCUGGUGUUGGAGUGGGCCCCCGGAAGCAACAUCGCAUGCGUGUGACGUGGCUCGCGCUGGCCUUGAAUCUACUCAUGCGAACGAGCGAAAGCCGCAUGAAGCUGCGCGAAAUGUUUCACCGCUACGGUGGGCUUGAGGCAUUGGCUGCCGAAAUCUGGUGUGCCCCGGAAUGGUCCGCUUCUGUUUCUAAGCCCUCUGAGACCUCCGCGCCGAUGCCCAAGAUCCCGGAGACGCCCAGCCCAGAAGACAACUACGACUUUGCGGCCGGCCUGCUCGGCCUUCUGACGUUCCGUCAAGGUGGAGUGCUCGAGUUUACCGCGCCGUUGGGUCAUGGCCUGAGCCGGCUGGAGGAGAGCACCAACUUCUCGGUGGAUGCCGAGCCUUGGCAACAAGAGCCACUGGAUGCCUACGGUGACCUGGCCCUGGGCUCAUGUGUUGGGUCCCAGUUCCCACUGGCCAAUUUACCAUUGACCUGCUUUUUGCACCGGUGGCUGAUCAUGCAGAACCACGAGUUCUCAUCCAUUGCGAAAGAUUUGCCUGGAUUCCGACAUACCUUUUGCAAAAGUGUUUGUUCUUCACUGGGUUUGCCAGCAAGUGGCAAUUGCGUGGAGGUCGUGAAUGUCACAAAUGGCAGCGCGACUGUAAUCAUCGCAGAGUCGGAAGCUCGCAGCCAUUCGCGGCCAGAAGCUACGAGCCUGGCGGCCUAUCGUGUUGCGCGUCGCCCAGGUGACAGUGAGCUCCUGGGCGUUGAGGAAUCCCAAGGCCGGUUUCUCAUAAGGUCAGCCGCUUACUCCUCGACUCUUUCGGCUGAGCAGCUGCAGCUCUGGCUGGCUCUUCCUGGACUGCCCAGCUUGCAUCUGGAGCCUGUGGCCGAGAUCCUGGAGUCCACGGGAGAAGGUGGGAAUUAUGGAGAUAUCGUCCGAGUGCACAUGGCUCUUGACGACGUACCUCUUCCAAGCGUCAUCGCUAAGCAGAUUCGGCCCAAAGCAAUCCAGGAGGUUGGCUCGGACCUGCUGAAGCUCACCGAGCAUGAUCGCUUCAUCGAGGGAUUCCAUGUUGAGGCAGCUGCUUACAAGAACCUCUCCAAGGAGCUUAACGCGGCCAAGCUUACAGCUCCCCGACUGCUGCAUGCCGAAGAAGUUGAGAUUGGCGAGCCCUUCAUUCUGCUCUUGGAGGACCUCUCGCCACGCUUCCCGCGGGGCGCCGACGCAGAGGUCCGUCGCUUUCUCCCCGGCGAGACGGCUGCGGCAUUGAGGUGGCUGGCCGGUUUCCACGCACACUUCUGGGAGACUCCGUUCGCAGAGGAGCGCGGGCUUUGGGGGCGAGGUAGCUACUGGAUCUUCGACAAGCUCGGUCGGUUGCAACUCGACGCCCUGCCUGCUGACUUUAGCAAUCGCUACCUCACACUUCAGGAAACCCAGCGGCUCCGUCGAGCGGCGCCUGCGGUAGAUGAACGCCUGGCCGGGCACCUUCUUGUGGCCGGCAAAGAUCCACACGACCCUGGCAAGACCAACUCGCGCUUCCGCACUUUGGUGCACGGCGACGCCAAGCCAGAGAACAUGCUUUGCAGCAAGGGCGUGAAUCCCGCUUGUGCAGCUUUGGACUUUGGUUGGAUUGGAGAAGGCUAUGGCGCAUCGGACGUUGCAUAUUUGCUUUGGGAUCAGAUGGCGACAAAUGUGGUCGAGGACUUGCUCUCCCUGUACUACGAGAUGUUGGUGGAGCAGCUGCCAUCCACCGCCAGGGCCGACUACUCCCGUGCGAUCCUGAAGCAGCACUUUGACUUGGCUGUAGUGGACUUUAUGCGCUGGGAGCUGGGUUUCAAAGGCGGGGCCCACUUCUGGGCCAUGCCCUGGGCAAUCCAGACUCUUCGCGAUGUCCUCGAGCGCCUGGAUGGGGGCACGCUGCGUUCGCCGGCGCACUACGCGAUGGCAGUUUCUCGCGAGUAUCCGAUAUGA